UAGGUACACUGAUGGAUACGAUGUGGCGACAUUGUUCUCUAAAAACAACUGCUGUCUACGGACGUAAACUUGUUGGAAAUUUGUAGUUUUGAAAGAUUUGAAACUUAAAUUGUCUUACAAUGUCUAGCAAAGAUAAAAUAAACGUAUUUCCUUCUAGAAUGGCCUUAACCAUCAUGAAAGGCCGGCUGAAAGGUGCACAAAAAGGUCACUCAUUACUAAAAAAGAAAGCAGAUGCAUUAACAUUGCGGUUUAGGAACAUCCUAAAAGACAUUAUAGAGACUAAAACUGUGAUGGGUGAAAUCAUGAGAGAAGCUCAAUUCUCUUUGGCCGAAGCAAAUUUUGCUGCUGGAGAUUUUAGUUAUGGAGUUCUUGAAAAUGUUGACAAGGCUCAAACUAAAGUUCGUGCCAGAAAUGAAAAUGUUGCAGGUGUAACUCUGCCUCUCUUUGAAGCAACCUCUGAUGGUGCCAGUGCAUAUGAACUGACUGGUUUAUCUCGUGGUGGACAACAAGUGAACAAUUGUAAAGAGGUUUUUGCUAAAGCAGUUAAUCUUUUGGUAGAACUUGCAUCAUUACAGACAUCAUUUAUCACUCUUGAUGAGGCAAUAAAGAUAACAAAUCGUCGAGUGAAUGCUAUUGAACAUGUGAUAAUCCCCCGAAUUCAAGCGACCAUAUCAUACAUAAACACUGAAUUAGAUGAACGCGACAGAGAGGAGUUCUUCAGAUUAAAAAAGAUUCAGGAGAAGAAAAAAAUAAGAAAAGCAAAGGAAGAAGCUGAGAAGUUAGCUAUAGGAUUAACAAAAAAAUCCGGUGGUGCUAUUCCAAACCUUCUUGAAGACAGCCGUGAUGAAGAUCUUCUGUUUGAGUGAUUUUUUUCCAAAUCAACACAAUCUUUGGGAUAAGUGAAAAUAUUCAAUAAUAAUUAUGCUAAUUAUUGUUGUGAUUUAGCAAAUUUAUGGAUAAGUGGACUAAUUAGGUUUUAAAAAAACGAGGUCAUCGAAUAAUAACGUUGAUUAGGUUCACGAAGAUGGGAAAUGAUAUUUGAAAUUGGCAAUGAUUUAUGGAUGUUCUGCCGUAUUUUGCUAAAUUGCAAUGCCAACAAAUCUUUAACAAUAUAUACCACCUUAUUACAAUGACAUUGGAAUCAAAGUAACGAGUGUAUCGUCGAUUUUUUUCUUAAUAUCAACUCGUUAUCAUGCUUUAUUUUCGAUCAAAUUACUGAAUACUAUGGUCAUCAAUAUCUUAGAAAGCAUUGACUGAUUAUCAUCGAUAUCUUAUAAACCAUUGACUGAUUAUCAUCGAUAUCUUAUAAACCAUUGACUGAUUAUCAUCGAUAUCUUAUAAACCAUUGACUGAUUAUCAUCGAUAUCUUAUAAACCAUUGACUGAUUAUCAUCGAUAUCUUAUAAACCAUUGACUGAUUAUCAUCGAUAUCUUAUAAACCAUUGACUGAUUAUCAUCGAUAUCUUAUAAACCAUUGACUGAUUAUCAUCGAUAUCUUAUAAACCAUUGACUGAUUAUCAUCGAUAUCUUAUAAACCAUUGACUGAUUAUCAAUGUUAUCCUAAAAGAACAUUGAUUGAUAUGUGAUAACCAGAAAAACAAAAGAAAUAGCACGCCUACUAUAUUUUCAAAUUUAUAUAGUGCUAGAACAUUGUACAGUAAGACCUAGUAAGAGUGAAACUUACUUAUAACUUUAAUAUACAACAGUCCAGAGCGUCAGAAAACCUUUUUCUAGCGUAUUAAUACACCCUCCUUGGAAAAUUUGCAUCCUUCAUGUCUAUUGGCGUAAAGAGCUAGCAAAUUUGGUCCUGUUAUGUAAAGUUUUCUCUGUUCAAUCAAUGUAAAAUCAAUAUAUUUUUAUGAUUAUAAUCUGAAAUUUACCUACAGGAGAAGUAAACAUGCAGGCUGACUACCCCACUGCUCAUAUCAAUUAAUCCAUCACUGGUUUCAUGUGAGCCUAUCGACUAAACAGCGAACAAUUAUCUUGUGAUGAAAAAUCGUCUUUCGCUUUUGUUUUGAGGUGAACAACUUUUCUACAUGCGAUCUUUACAGUUUUUGCAGGUGGCACCUCCAUCUGUGACUGGUUCAAUUAGAUCACUCCUGCUUUUGUUCAUUUUGAGUCAACGAACAUUUACUAUAUCUCGUGGUUAUCAAAUUUCAAAGGUUAUGGCUUUCUCAACCCUACCUAUCUUCUGCGUUUUUGUGAUAUUAAUUUCACUCGUACGGUCAGAACUGAAAUGUGAAGACAAGACAAAGUCAUGUGAUAAAUGGGCAAACACGAAGAAAUUAUGUGAUGAGAAUCCUAAGUAUAAGAAGCAGCGUUUCUAUGUCUCGAUGUCAAAACUCUGCAAAAAAACUUGUUUGAUGUGUGGUGAUGACGAUGCCACUCUCUUUGACGGUGACUCACGUUGUCACACAUAUUUUAAAAAAGGAUAUUGUGAAAUGAGACCUCAUCAAGGAUUCAUGUUAAAACGCUGUAAAUAUAGUUGUCGUAAUACAAUACGUAGUGGUAUUAUGUCGCCUGGUCGUGGCAACUUUCACAGAAACACCCCCCCUGCUAAAGUAAAGCAGCAUAAUAAUGGGAACUGGGUCAACAGCAAGUGAAUUCGGAUUACUCUCAGCAGCAACAGUAUCCUGCACAGCAGCAACAACAUCCUGCACAGCAGCAACAGUAUCCUGCACAGCAGCAACAAUAUUUUCCUCAGCACCAGUUUGCACAGCAACAUAUGCAGCAAUAUCCUCAGGGUAGUCAACAAUAUGACAUGAAUUUUGGUCAGCAACAGGCUAAUCAACAGCAUGCGCAGAAUUUUGGUCAGCAACAGGCUAAUCAACAGCAAGCGCAGAAUUUUGGUCAGCAACAGGCUGAUCAACAGCAAGCGCAGAACUUUGGUCAGCAGCAAUACAAUCAACAGCAAAUACAGAACUAUGGCCAACAACCAUAUCAACAAGGACAAUACAGCCUGCAAAAUGAUCAGCAGCAAUAUGGAAAUCAAGUGGCAAACUCUGGUGUGCAACAAGCACAGCAACAAACUGCAAGUCUACCACAGCAGGACGUCUCUAGCCAAUCUCCUGGAGAUGUACCUGUCCAGCUUCAAGAUUUGACCAACACUGCAAGACGACGUAAAGUAGAGAAAUCCAAAGGAAAACAUGUGACACAUCAUGACGCUGCUGAUGAUGCAGAUGAUGACGUGAAUUAACCGUUGUGAUGUCGUUGUUAUUACCUUAGUGAUGACGUGGGUAUUUAUUGUGACGUUUUUAUAUGUUGUCGAGUGAGGACGUGUCAUUCAUCAUUAACUUUACGAUCAAACUUUGUAAAUAUGCGUAAUUAUCAAUAAACCGAAACGCUUGCGAUGAAAA
Messenger RNA from Xenia sp. Carnegie-2017, 3355 nucleotides. RefSeq names its product V-type proton ATPase subunit D-like. Gene Ontology annotation, cellular component: proton-transporting V-type ATPase complex. Bases 120 to 866 code for a protein of 248 amino acids. The transcript has 13 exons. The record is from RefSeq and is a predicted model, not a curated record. Gene Ontology annotation, molecular function: proton-transporting ATPase activity, rotational mechanism. NCBI's taxonomy places the organism in Eukaryota, Metazoa, Cnidaria, Anthozoa, Malacalcyonacea, Xeniidae.